AUGCCAGUUUACCGCGUGUCUCGGGCAUCCAUGUUCCAGUCCCCGGCUGUUCUCACCGUUCGUGUCGGGGACCGGGCGGUUCUGACCUGCAGCCAGAAUGUGAGAGUCUAUCCCGGGGCGUCGAUAAAUUGGUUCAUACAGAGCGGCCGAGGGCGUCUGCAGUUCGUUUACACAACGUCAAAAUUCAUGCCUUCGAAGGGAAGAUUCUCGGGAAUUUUGGACAAAGAUCCAGGCAAUUAUGCCCUGGUGAUCGAGAAUGUCCAACAAAAUGAUUCCGGGAUUUACGUCUGCGCUGCUCAGCUCGACAGCAGAUUUGGCAAUGGAUCCAAGCUGGUGGUGACAGCGGGUCCUGUAACCAUAUUCCUGUUGUCGCCGCCAUCGGGCGAGAUUCACCAGACCCAACCUGUACCGCUGGUCUGUGUGGUGAGGGGUGCGUCUUCCGAUUCCGUGCAAAUCCACUGGAAUAUUUCGGGAGACGUUAGCAAAGGCCUGGUCGACUCCGGGACAUUUGACCCGGACGGGAGCUACAGUGUUCGAAGUCGAUUCCAGAUCUCGGCUGAACGUUGGCUCAGCGGCGCCGUCUGUACCUGCGUCGCGGGAGAUCUGACCAGCGACGGUGUUGCCGCUCAGAAAGAGCUGCCAGUUUUCACCACUGACUCCGCCGCCCAGAUCUUCAGAAGUACCCAGGCAUUGUAUAAAUGUGGCCGGAGUCUCUGCCUCGGCCUCGCGUUCCGUUCCCAGCACCCUUUGGGUAAAAUACUUUUCAUCAACGCUGCCUCUCGAAUCAUUUAA
This is a messenger RNA of Amblyraja radiata (thorny skate), 792 nucleotides long. Its product is annotated as Ig heavy chain Mem5-like. NCBI's taxonomy places the organism in Eukaryota, Metazoa, Chordata, Chondrichthyes, Rajiformes, Rajidae. The coding region runs from base 1 to 792 and encodes 263 amino acids. The transcript is spliced from 4 exons. The record is from RefSeq and is a predicted model, not a curated record.